AUGAGCGUGAACACAGCUAAGGUGAUUAUGAUUGUGAAGAAUAGCACCAAGUUGAGAUGUGAAGAGGUGAAGCAGACUUUCCAUGACAAGAUCUGGAGAGAUGCCGAGGUUGCUAAGAAAGAUAGCUCAGCAUUGGUUAGAGGGGAAACACAGGAGCUAGGUGCCAGAGCAUCAAGAGAAAGUUCAUAUGAUGACCAAGAGGAAAAUAGAAAAUACUUGAUAUCUGAAUCAUGUACUUUUGUUGUGUGCUCAAUUAUAUUUACAGGUUACAUGGAUGGACAACUUGCAAUACAAUCAGAUUCCAAAGCCCAGAUUCUAAAAAGUGGAGGCACUACACUUUCUCAGAAUAGCCAAGAAGAAAGCAAGGAAGCACUAAAGAAUGAAAUUAUAUUUACAGAUUCUGAUGAAUACCUGAUAUCAACAAGAAAAAAGGAGCCAAAAAGAAAAGGAAAAGGCACUGAUUCAGAGAAAGACAAGAUAGGAAUGGAAGUCAAGACAGAGAAUGAAGCUGGAAUACCACAAGGACAGGAAGCCCAAGAAAAGAAGAGUGAGGUCAGAAUACUGAAAGGACAGGAAUCCCAAGUAAUAAAGAGUGGGGCCGGAAUACCACCAGGACAGGAAUCCCAAGUAAAGAAGAGUGACACUGGAAUACCAAAAAGACAGGAAUCCCAAGUAAAGAAGAGUGGGGCCGGAAUACCAAAAAGACAGGAAUCCCAAGUAAAAAAAAGUGAGACUGAAAUACCAAAAAGACAGGAAUACCAAGUAAAGAUGAGUGAGGCAGGAAUACCACCAGGACAGGAAUCCCAAGUAAAGAUGAGUGAGGCCAGAAUACCAAAAAAACAAGAAUCCCAAGUAAAAAAAAGUGAGACUGAAAUACCAAAAAGACAGGAAUCCCAAGUAAAGAAGAGUGGGGCCGGAAUACCAAAAAGACAGGAAUACCAAGUAAAGAUGAGUGAGGCAGGAAUACCACCAGGACAGGAAUCCCAAGUAAAGAUGAGUGAGGUCAGAAUACCAAAAAAACAAGAAUCCCAAGUAAAGAAAAGUGAGACUGAAAUACCAACAAGACAGGAAUCCCAA
Galeopterus variegatus (Sunda flying lemur) is the source of this 1077-nucleotide messenger RNA. RefSeq lists its product as uncharacterized. Lineage: Eukaryota; Metazoa; Chordata; Mammalia; Dermoptera; Cynocephalidae. The annotation marks the transcript as partial. The record is from RefSeq and is a predicted model, not a curated record. The transcript has 3 exons.